Molecule: messenger RNA, 1753 nt
Organism: Myotis lucifugus (little brown bat)
Lineage: Eukaryota; Metazoa; Chordata; Mammalia; Chiroptera; Vespertilionidae
Product: Friend virus susceptibility protein 1-like
Source: RefSeq, a predicted model, not a curated record
GGCCGUCCACCGAUGUGCCUGACGAUCCUGACAAGACAACAGGCGGCGGUAUUUCCUUGGUUUCUGUUGUCCGCCUACGGGGGCAACGUAUUAUGUCCCGACUUUCCGGAGGAUUCUAACCGGGACAGACAGUGUCCCUUCUUCAAGCACCGAAGCGGGGGUCUCUGGCACCGGCGCCGACACUAGACGCCUCGGGGCGGAGCACACACUGGCCGUGGGGGAUGGGGGGGGGGUCCUCGCGAGUGGCGCGCUCUACAAAAUGGAACGCGAGCGUGAGCCCCACGCUGUUCAUUGAGGAAGUCGGAGUCAGGUGUCUCUUCAAGCUGAGGGGCCACCCACCACCACCCCAUCUUGGUGGUUCCUCCAGGAGUCAACAGCCCCCUCAUCCUUCUUGCUGUGACCAUGGCCGAGAGCAUGAUGGGGCUGGCGCACCACUACUGGCCAUUGCACAGCACUUCAAGCAGAAGCCCAACGAGCACAUGAUCGCCUGGAUCCUGCAGGUAUAUGACCAAGGCAGCUUGGCCCUGGCCCUGAAUUCCCAGGAGCUGGCACUGCUGGGUGACCUGACCAGCAACACCAUCUUCAACUGCCUCUACAAGGGUCUGCGGGGCAGCCACAAGGCGCUACUCACCUGGCCACUGCAGGCCUGGCUCCAGCGCUGGCAAUCCUUCCUGCACUUCGAGGUCACCGAGAUGCCCUUCAGGUCCUGGACCACCAUGGAGCAGUGCAUCCAGCUGGCCCGCCAGCUGAGCAUGCUGGAGUGGAUCUACCGUGAGCCUGCAUCUGAGCAGGCACCAUGGCCUACACCUGAGGACAUGCCCUUCACACAGGGCCUGCGUGGGCGCCUGCUGGCGCUGGCCAGGUCCUCCGAGAUGCAGCUGUCGCUGGUCAGCCUGCCAGUCAAGGGCAUGACAGUGCUGGAGGUGAUGAUGGAGGUCCAGGGCAGACACCAGCUCAGGGACCUCCUGAGCUGGCUCCUGAGCCGUGACGUGUUCAAGGAGAGGGUGGACAAGCAGUCCACCAAGGUCCUCCUGGACCUGUACGUCAAGGAAGCCACACGUAGCCGCAGCCUCCCAGCCUACAUGCUGGAGGAGGAGCAGCCCCCGCCUCCCCGCUACUCCAUCAGGGCCUGUGGGUAGGAGCCCAUGGCUCCUUACCUGCCUCUGGGCCCUAUCUAGGAGCCCUAGUUUCCAGGGCAGGGAGAUGCAGAGUCCCUUGAGGGACCGCCCACCUGUUUUGUUUUUAAGGUGUAAGAGUUGAGUAUUUUUUUAAUAUAUAUAUUGAUGGAGAUAGAAACAUCGAUGAUGAGAAUCAUUGAUUGGUUGCCUCCUACUGGAGAUCCAGCCUGCAAGCCAGGCAUGUGCCCUUGAUCAGAAUCGAACCAGGGACCCUUCGGUCCGCAGGCUCUAUUCACUAAGCCAAACUGACUAAGGCUGAUCUUGAGUUUUUUAUGGGCAAGCCACCCUCACCUAGUUUUGAGGAGCCCAGAAGAAUAAGGUGUCCUUGCCCCAAGUAGCUACCUCAUGGGUGUCACUGGCUGGCCACAGUGGUUCUGUAGAGAACGCAGCAGGCCUCUUACAUCUCAGCUGAAAUAGCAUGUUGGGUGGGCACCCCUCAGGCCCCCAAAGCACUACAGGCCCAGCGGGGAGACCCCAUGGCCUACAACAUGAAGUUUGCCCUGUUUUUGUUACUUGUUAAUGCAUUGUUUUUACUUAAUACUUGAAGCAUAUACAGCACUUUGGUUUUAAGCACA